Molecule: messenger RNA, 1713 nt
Organism: Suillus subalutaceus
Lineage: Eukaryota; Fungi; Basidiomycota; Agaricomycetes; Boletales; Suillaceae
Exons: 8
Coding region: 399-1577 (392 amino acids)
Cellular component (GO): mitochondrion
Molecular function (GO): sulfide:quinone oxidoreductase activity; FAD binding
Source: RefSeq, a predicted model, not a curated record
ACGCACACAUACUUGUAUCUUAUCGCUCUUUUCCCGUACCAUCAAUCAUACGCUUUUCCACCUCAUCGCCUGUCUGUUUAGUAUUGCCGUCGACGUGACGGCCUUCCACCAUCAUGUCCAACAUGUUGACUGCGUGUCGGCGAUUAGCAGGUCCGCGUACUCGACAAACUCUCGCUCUAGCUAGGUAUGCCAGUACAAGCACUAAGGAAAAAUUUCGAGUGCUUGUUAUCGGAGCAGGUUCUGGUGGGUUGACUGUCGCCAACCAGAUAUAUAACCGCUUCAAGGCUGCCGGAAAGCCUUUGAAUGCAGGGGAUGUGGUGGUCCUUGAUGCAGCAGACUAUCACUACUAUCAAGUAAGCGCUCAGAAUCAUUAACCUGCUCAUGUGAGCUACCUUUUGAUGGCUCCUCCUUUCAAGCCUGGCUGGUCUUUGGUCGGUGCUGGUAUUAGCCCUAAAACAGACUUCAGACGACCGCUCGCAUCCCUAUUCCCGCCACAUAUUAUGCACAUUGCAGAGAAUGUCAAGUCCUUCCAUCCGGAAUCCUCAUCAGUCACGACAACGUCAGGUCGGACAAUUUCAUAUGAUUCGCUUGUAGUGGCAGCAGGUUUGAAGAUAAACUGGGACGGCAUCGCUGGCUUGCCCCAGGCUCUCGCUGAUCCUUCCUCUGGUGUUUCCUCAGUAUACUCCUAUGAUACCUGCGACAAAGUCUGGCGCGACGUAGAUGCUCUCAGGUCCGGAAAUGCUAUUUUUACCCAACCUGCAGGUAUCAUUAAAUGUCCAGGGGCUCCGCAGAAAAUCAUGUGGAUGGCCUGGGACAGAUACCAAAAAUCUGGGCGAGGAAAUAACAUCAAAAUCGACUUCAUGAAUGGCAUGCCAUCCAUGUUUAGCGUCAAGAAGUAUUCCGAUGCCCUAAACGCCAUGCGCAUCGAGCGAGGUGUCGGAGCAGAGUUCCAACAUAACUUAAUUUCCAUCGACGCGGCGAACAGGAAAGCAACUUUCAAGAAGACUGACGGUUCGACCGUGGAUCGUGAUUUCACCCUCCUGCAUGUCACACCGCCGAUGGGACCGCUAGACUUCAUCAAAGGAUCGCCCAUUGCUGAUCCAGCGGGCUGGGUAGAAAUCGAUCAGGCAACUCUCAGACAUGUCAAGCCCGAGUUUGGAAACAUAUUCGCUUUGGGUGACUGCUCCUCCCUGCCCACCAGCAAAACGAUUGCUGCCAUCACAUCCCAAGCCCCUGUCUUAACGGAAAACUUGUUUUCGGUCAUGGACACUGGCAAAGUGAGCAGUGCCAAGUACGAUGGCUACACCAGUUGCCCGCUUUUGACGGGGUAUGGGGAAUUGAUGCUAAUCGAGUUCAUGUAUGGAUUUGUGCCUAAAGAGAGUUUUGCCAAAUACCUGGGCGAUCAGACCAAACGGAGAAGAUUAUUCUAUCACUUCAAAAGGACCUUUUCCCUUGGGCCUACUGGAGUCGUAUGGUUGACGGGAAAUGGUUCGGCCCCUCGGGACCAUUCCGUCCUAAGUUUGUGUGACAAUGACAUUAAGGAGUUAUCGGAAACAAUAAUACCCUCAGUUUCAUGAAUAAAUUGAUUAGACGACUGGAUGGCCCCUUCGUAGUUGCUGGCGCCGUUAUAUUCGUAAUACGAAAGAUCACUCGACGAAUUUCCGCGGCAUCGUGAGCAUUGCCUUGAGGUACUCCAGCGAGGACCGACAUCCC